Messenger RNA from Thermothelomyces thermophilus ATCC 42464, 1100 nucleotides. RefSeq lists its product as uncharacterized. The record is from RefSeq and is a predicted model, not a curated record. Lineage: Eukaryota; Fungi; Ascomycota; Sordariomycetes; Sordariales; Chaetomiaceae. The transcript has a single exon. Bases 227 to 949 code for a protein of 240 amino acids.
AGCCGUAGCGGCCGGCGGCGGGUGCGCGCAAGCAGGUUCCGGGGACUUACUGCGGUUCCGUCAACCGUUUUCUUGCCCUGCACCUGACAGCAGGGGGGCCAAUCCACACCUGGACACACAAAAAAAUGUCCGGAACAUGCGAUCAAUUCCCAUCCAUCAGCAGCAGUGUCGCUCUUAUGCUACGAGCUGGCAUGCCUCGACGUAGCUACAGCGCUCCCUUUUUAACAUGACCGACUCGUCCGCCUGGCAGUGGAUCCUUGUCCUCUCGCUCACCGCUCUUCUCCUCUCCCUCGCCGUGCUCGUCCCGAUCGUCAACCGCUACGCAAAGGCGUACCUCGAUGCGCCGAGCGAGGUGUCUACCUUCCUCGACGUGGUUGACAGUUCCGUCGCCGAAAACGAGUCCUACGACCGCGACAUUACCAAGGUCCAGCGGUUAGAGGACAAGCUCCGGCUCGCCCGGCUCCUGCGGGAUAUUCAGAAGAGCGGAGAUGCAUUGCGGGAGGAGCUGAACACCCUGCUGGUCGGAGAGGGCAGCCCUCGCCUCCGCAAUGGUGCUCGCCUGUGCUGGGCUAGCCAUCGGCAGAGGCUAGAGGAGAAGGUACGGCGGCUCGACCUGCUCAGGAUGCGCUUCCUCGUCGUCCACAUGGCCAUCAUCGCCGGUACGGCGACCGAGGCGGCAGCGAAGAAGGACGUUGCGCUCCUAGACCCGGAGAAGUCGGCAGGUCUGCCGCUUACGCCACGCCCGGGGGCGCUACCAAAAGCUCUGGCAGACGGGAUCAAGUCAGAGUCCCCGCUGCGGCGGUUGACCGUCCAAGCGAUCGGACACCAAGAGAACGUCGAAGGCGGCCACCGCAAGGGCUGGGCCGGGGUCGUAAUGGAGCUACAGAAGAGCCCACUUCUUCGAGAACGGCAUGCAAGCAUUGAGCUGGCCAUGUCACGGUCACCCUAAGUGUGUCCGAUGUCCUUGCCUUUCCUCGGUGCGGCGAAGCGCCGAAGAUUCGAGUUGCCCCCAGAUAUGCGCCCAUGACAGAAUUAGGAUGAUUGAUGACGCGACGAAACCCACUUACCAUACGAGUUCAUGAAAACAAAUGCAUCACGAC